Molecule: messenger RNA, 4417 nt
Organism: Ailuropoda melanoleuca (giant panda)
Lineage: Eukaryota; Metazoa; Chordata; Mammalia; Carnivora; Ursidae
Gene: CCSAP
Product: centriole, cilia and spindle associated protein
Exons: 3
Biological process (GO): regulation of mitotic spindle assembly
Cellular component (GO): cytoskeleton; ciliary transition zone; axoneme
Molecular function (GO): microtubule binding
Source: RefSeq, a predicted model, not a curated record
GUCGCGGAGGCGGCGGAGGCCGAGGAGGCCCGGGACGCGGAGAGCGUGGAGGAGGAGGUGGCUGCGGCUCUGCCAGCACUGCCAGUGAAAGAGAUAAAAGAAAAACCUGAACAACAGAUCCAAACAAAAGAGACUGACAAGGUACUUAACAGUACCGAACCUCCUCGACAGCACCCAAGUGCCUUAUUUGCUAGAGGAACUAGGAAAGCAGUCAAAAGUCCUCAAAGAUCAUCAAGUAAGAUAAAAGAGAACAAGCAUCCGUUUGCCCUUUACGGGUGGGGAGAGAGGCAGACGGCGACGGGGAGCCAGAAAACUCACAACGUCUGCGCUUCUGCCCCAGUGCAUGAGAUUCAUGAAUCAGCAUUACGAGCCAAGAACAGAAGACAGGUGGAAAAAAGGAAACUGAUCGCUCAGAGGCAGCGCGCUCACUCCGUAGAGGUGGAGAAAAACAGAAGGAUAAAGCCUUCCCCCUCUGAGAACCCAUGGAUGACAGAGUAUAUGAGAUGCUACUCAGCACGGGCUUAAAGGCAGAAAUGGUUGCUGGGACAGCCUCUUCGAAAAAGCAUAGACAAAAGAAAGAAGAAGCGGAACAAAAGAAAAACCAUCGAAAGAAAACAGACACAGGUUUAAGAAACCGAUGGAUUAUGCAAGGUUUUUCGUAGGGAAUUUCCUAAAGACUGCUCUAUUUUGGUGGAUCCUGGUCACCUACCUCAGCAGUAGGGCGACAGUCGAAGCCAUAGACAUUUGGUUAUUUAUGAAGCUAAUUCCCUAAAUAUUUGAUAUUCUUAUAAGGGUUUUGUUUUAAAGCAUCUUAAUCUUUUCAGACACCGACACCGAAUGCCUUUAAAUGGCUACAGAUGCUUAACGCUCAGUAUUUUUGUCAGUUUAGCUGGAGCCUAUUUUCAUCCUGUUCUAAUAACUUUGCAGAUUCCAUAGCCAGUAAGAUCAUUCCAACUUGCAGCUUAAGACCCAUUUUCCUUAUGUGGAGUUUUCUUUGCAAAAGAAUAGCUUGUCAACUGAGUUUCAACACUAAUAUUGACGCCUUGUGUAGUGAAACCACAACCUCAGUAGUUCCUGAACAAUUAAACUUACUUGUGUUUCAGUUUCAGCACCACGUCACAUAGACUGUGAUAUUUAAGAAUUCUCUGCGUUGGGUGGGGGUCCUCUUUUCUCUUUAAAUUGUCAUCGAGGCACUUAUUAUUUCAUAGGUUAAUAGAGCAAAUGCAUUCCAAUGAAUGAAGUGCCAGUGCCGUGUCUUUAGUACCAAAGUUUCUUUUGAAACUUUUUUUAUUAUUAUUGCAACUUUUUUUUUUUUUUUUUUUUUUUUUUAAAGCACAUACGGGGAAUCAGUUUCUUGCUGCGGUGUGGCCUUUUGGCACAUACGCGCUGUGGACUUUUGCCUCUUCUUUAAUAGUUGGCAAUGACAUUUAGAGCUUACAGUGUGAAAUUUCAUUUAAUUAUGUUGAGAUUGUCUUGCCCACUGGGGACAGGGACAAAUAUUAAGAUUCCAAUUAGAGAUGUGGCCCAGCCCUCCUUCCUACACUUUUCCCUCUUUAGAUUCUUUCAUAGCAAAGCCUUGACACUGUACAGUAUUCAGACUUCCAGCUGAAACACGGUACUCGGAGAUUCCUAGCCAGUAGGUGUUACAGAGAACUCAAUCAACAGUGGGAGAACAGUAGUGUGUGUCCAGGCACAGAUGUGAGUGUGUAAGCAAAAUGCCCUUUCCCUGGGACAUUUGCUCUUAGGGUAGAAAAAUGGUUUUAAGAAAUACCGGUUUCCAUCCAGCAGAUGGAGGAAUCUACAGGAAGGGGGAGUGCUAAACUCUCUAUAAGAGAGAAAAAAGGUCUUUGCCUAGGCCAGGUUGGCACCUGGAGAUGGGCGAAUAAAAUUUGCCAUUAGAUGUGAGCUUGAACAUUUCCUUGAUAUUUUUACUGUGUAUCUUUGAAGUAUUAUGGUCAAUUUUUAAUUUUUUUAAGUAGGCUCCAUAGCCAACAUGGGCUUGAACUCAUGACUCUCUGAGCAAGAGUUGCAGGCCCUACUGACUGAGCCAGCCAGGCGCCCCUAUGGUCAAGUUUUAGAACACAAAUAUGUUUUAUUCCACAUAAAGUCUUUAUACAGUGUCAUCUUACAACUGUAUUGAGCUUUGAAGACUCACUUAAGAAUCAUGAACUUUAAAAAAAAAUACUUUUUAAAUAUUUGCGUUGUUUUGAAGUGAAUUCUUUUACAUAGAGAGCUCUCCUAAUCAUUGAGAUGUAUAUUUAACAGGAAGUUCUAUAUGUUGGUCCAAACAAUGUUGCUAAUAAUUCUGGUGAAUGUUGCUGUAAUUAUUAUUAAAGUCCUUAAACACUGCAGGUACCUAAAAGAUCAAAUUAAUGUGGCAUUGUGGUGGCGUAGCUGAUUGUAGAAACUUUUCCUUUCUAACCACUUCUUGCAUGUUUGGUUUUAGCCAUGAAGCUCAGGCGUUCUGUUGCACCUGACAAUCUUAGGGAAGCUAGCCUCGGGAGGAGCUCAGGCCCCAGACUGACGGCUGCCUCAGAAACCCAACUUCCUCCAGGCUUUGACCAAGCCAGACUCUCUCCUCUAGAGAACAGACUCGUAUUUAAUGUGCUCACUACUGAAAACUCCAGAUAGAGAUAAAACCUAGAGAGCAAUAUUGACCAAUCCCCCCCUUUUUAAGUAGAGGACAAAUGAACAAGCUUUUUAAAGUACUUUUAAUGUGCAUGAACAAUGAAUAAAUCAGUCCGAAUUAAUUGUGAGUGCCCUUCCCAUGCCCAAGUCAUUAGUUCGUUCAGGUGUCUUUUCUUUUUAGGGGUGAAAAUUACCCUUUGAGCCCACGACAUUUUUUAAGUGGUAACAAUUUGAUGGUCUUACUUUUUCCUUCUCACUCUAGAAACAAAUGCAUUUGUAACCAUGUUCCUAAUUCAUGGGACAAGAUGGAAGACAGGAAGAUAGUUUAAAAUUAACGUUCAUGUUGAAAAGUUUGAAACUGAGAAUCCAGUGACACUUAGAAGAAAAUAAUCGCUACAUCAGACUCUCUCUUUUAAAUUUGGUUUUAAAAUUAAAACAGUUUGCCAUAAACAUGUUUUCUGUGUUACUUUUAUUAAAAGCAGUAAUAGAAUAUUGAAUAACACCUAGCACUCUGCUGGACCAAGGUGAAUGAGAAGUAAAUAGGAAUCUAUUCUUUUUCUUUCUUUUAAAACCUAAAAGGCUGCUCUUAUUUAGGACGUAUCAAAAUACUUGGUACUUCUGGUUUUAUAUAUAUGUAUAUAGAUGUAUUCCUCCACUGCUAUAACAUUUCUAAACACACAUAUACAUUUUUUAAAGUUUACUAAACAUAUAAUAGGGUGUAGGUUAUCUUAUUUGUUCACGAUGUAGGAGGCACACAUUUAUGGCACUUCAGAUGUAAUUGCUUUGUCAUUGUUUCAUUAAAUAAAAAUUGCUAAUACCUUGAAAGGUGUGUAUGCGAGGUCACUCCGACUCAGCUAAAAUGCAUGAAAGGUGUCUGUGAGUUGUUAGAAAUCACCCUCUAAAACAGAAGUCUGUGCUAUUGGCUGGGUUAAAAAAAAUCUGUAGGGAUUCCCCUCCUCCCUUUAACUUGAGAUGCUGUCCUGAGCAUAAAAUUUAAAAAUGCAAUGUUAUAGUAUUUGGUAUUUAAAAUGUUCAAAAGUAUUAAAAAUGUUCAAAAGUAUUGGGAAGGAGGGAGAGAGGCAAAGCAUAUGUUAGAAGUCAAAACAACUUUCCUUGUUGACGGCUUCAGUAAAAAAAUAGUUUCGUGGAUAGUUUUACCCUGGACUAGAUUAAAAAUGGUGCUAAUGUUUAUCUUGAUUCUGUAUUUGGUUUGAUAUUAAAAUGCUAAUGCCUGACUCAUAAGGUCCUUACUGUAGUCUGGUGAUAAGUUAUGUAAUAUUUAAGAAGGGACCCUAAAAAUGUGACCUGAUUAUUUCAGAAUGUUUGCAUUUGAAAUGGAUUUUUGUACAACAGAAUGAAUAGGGAGUUACUCAGUGUAAGUAUAUGCUUAAUACCAAAUUCUAUGCAAGGAGCUAUGCCUAGAUUAUUGGCCCAGAUUUGCUCCCUUCAAGCCUACUAGCGUGAGAUGGAAAUAAGUUGCUUCUUUAAUACUUAUUUCCAUUUUGAAAGUUAGGACACUUGCAUGAAGACAUUAGAAGCCUGUUUUUGGAUUUCUUUUAUAAUUUAGCAAAGCUGUACUUAACCAUAGUCUCCCCACGUCGUUGUAUGUUUAUUUUGAGGACGGACUUCACUUUAACAUUCUGGAGGAACAAAGUCUGGGCACCUAUAAUCACAAAGCUCAGGCAAUGAGAAUUUUGGGUUGUAUUUUCUAAAAACUAUGUAUUGCUUUUAGCUUAUAUUUAAUAUUGCAAUUACUUGGGAAAAUGUGAAUAAAGUUAAUAUUACAGGC